AUAUAUAUGUGUGUGUUUAACCAAAUUUCAUUAUCAUGCGACUUCUUUGGGCGUAUUAACUUUAGCAGAAGGACUGGUUCUUUUCAGCCUAUGUUUGUGGGGAAAAGGAAGGAUUGAUACUACAGAAGCCAUUGAACUACGGUGAGAUGCUUAAUGGAAGCUCUCACUUAGACAUAGACGUGGAGCAAAAGUUGGUAGAGGAGGCACUAAAGGACCUUCAAGAUAGAAAUGCCACUGAAAAAGAAGUUACACUAGCUAUGAGAGUUCUAGGUAUUGAGAGGUAAAACGAUUCAUAAAAUCAAUCUAUCUCAUCAACCAAUAUGUCCUAUUCAUUCAAGACAAGUAUAUAUAUAUAUGAUUCUUCAGGGUAAGGCUACAUGGAUGGCCAAACACAUACUCAUUCACAAAAUCAAUGGGAGAGAUGCUUUUGGGACACCUCAAGGAGGAUCUCCAACUCAUAAUUCUACGGCCAACAAUUAUAUUGAGCACCUACAAGGAGCCAUUCCCUGGAUGGAUUGAAGGAAUGAGGUAAUAAUUAUAAACCAUUUGAGCACACAAGGAAAUUAAAGGAGAGUAAUUCUUAUUAGUAAACCAAUAUAAUCUGUUUCUUCCUCCCACAGAACCAUGGACACGUUCAUUGUUGGCUAUGGUAAAGGAAAACAGAAACUUGCAAUGGGUGGCAGAGAAACCAUAACAGAUGUGGUAUGUGAGUCAGUCAUAUGUAUAUAUAGUGUACCUUAUGUCAGCUGGUAUAAAUCAGUUCAUCUACUUACAUUUUGAGUUCGUAAGUAUUUACUAAUUCCUUAAUGCCAUCUUGCAAUUUUGCCUAGAUGAUAUGGUCGUAAACUCAGUCAUUGCGGCUAUGGUAGCCCAUCGAAAUCCAUCUUCCCGUAUAGCUGUUUACCAUACUACCUCGUCUAGGAGGAAUCAAAUUAAAAUUGAUGAUUUUAUACGAAUUGGCGUUGAUUACUUCAAGAAGAAUCCAUGGAUUGACAAAAGAGGAAAGCCAGUCAAAGUGAAGAAAUUUCACUUACUGGAUAGCAUGGAUAGCCUUCACAAAUACAUAGUAAUCCACUACAUGCCAUCAUUAAAGAUAUUAAAGUGGGCAAACUUCAUACUUUGCCAACAUUUGCAAAUCCAUCACACAAACUUACAAAGAAGGAUCAAUCAUACCAUUCGACUAGCUGAACUCUACAAGCCUUACGCGUUCUUCAAAGGAAUUUUCGAUGAUACGAAUGCUGAAAUGUUGCGAAUGGCAACAAGAGAAAGUAAUGCAGAUGAUACAUUCAAUUUUGAUCCGACAACCAUUCAGUGGGAUAAAUACUUGAAGGAAACUCACACACCCGGAUUAGUAAAGUACAUUUUCUAAGAAAGCAGAAUUAUUUGAAUAUAGGAAGUUUUCUACCUCCAAAUAAAAGCUUGUGU
Molecule: messenger RNA, 1425 nt
Organism: Solanum tuberosum (potato)
Lineage: Eukaryota; Viridiplantae; Streptophyta; Magnoliopsida; Solanales; Solanaceae
Product: fatty acyl-CoA reductase 3-like
Exons: 3
Coding region: 836-1369 (177 amino acids)
Biological process (GO): suberin biosynthetic process; long-chain fatty-acyl-CoA metabolic process
Cellular component (GO): intracellular membrane-bounded organelle
Molecular function (GO): alcohol-forming very long-chain fatty acyl-CoA reductase (NADP+) activity
Source: RefSeq, a predicted model, not a curated record